Amyelois transitella is the source of this 774-nucleotide messenger RNA. RefSeq names its product trypsin delta. The record is from RefSeq and is a predicted model, not a curated record. Gene Ontology annotation, molecular function: serine-type endopeptidase activity. NCBI's taxonomy places the organism in Eukaryota, Metazoa, Arthropoda, Insecta, Lepidoptera, Pyralidae. Gene Ontology annotation, biological process: proteolysis. The coding region runs from base 1 to 774 and encodes 257 amino acids. The transcript has 4 exons.
AUGAUUGGGUGUUGCAACGCAGCGUCCAUAAACGAUACGCGCAUAAUAACCACUCUGAAAUACUCAAACUUCCGCGUGAAGCCCACAGUGGUCAGUGGGACGGCAGUGAAGAUCUAUGAAGUUCCAUACUUAGUUUCACUAAAAGAAAUAAACAAGAGAAUUGAUAAAAUAAACUAUAAAUGGUCUAAUCUUUGCGGCGGAAGUAUCAUUGGUGAUUCAAGGGUCCUCACAGCAGCGCAUUGCUUCGAAGACAAUAACUUUUACUACGCAAGGAAAUUUGAAAAACUAGGAGUCGCCGCUGGAUCCGUUUACACUAAUCUGGUACAUGACGGCCGUCCCCACGGACGUGUAACCACGGACGCUGGACAAUGGAGGAAAUUAGAGCAGGUUCUCAUACAUCCCGAGUUCUUGUUUCCUUUGAACGACAUAGCUGUGGUAUACGUCACUUCUGAUUGGUCGUUCAAUGUCAACGUGCAACCGGUUUCUUUUUCAAAAGUGAAUUUGGAUUAUCCGAGCGAGUGCUACAUUGCUGGGUAUGGAAGGAAAGGUCAUGACAAGUCUAGUGUCACGACGGACGUGUUGCUCACAGCCGCAAUUCGCCUUUUCACGAAGUUGCAAUGCACCGUCGUUUGGCAAAUGAACAUGGACACUUAUAUAUGUACCGAUGCUAGUUUGGGCGAUGUCAGCAGUGGCGAUUCUGGGGGGCCUCUGAUUUGUUAUGGAACGAAAGAAGCUGGUGACGCUCCGCUAUUGGUCGGCGUGGUCAGCGACUGA